Mandrillus leucophaeus (drill) is the source of this 1670-nucleotide messenger RNA. RefSeq names its product laminin subunit alpha-2-like. Gene Ontology annotation, cellular component: basement membrane. Lineage: Eukaryota; Metazoa; Chordata; Mammalia; Primates; Cercopithecidae. The transcript has 11 exons. Gene Ontology annotation, biological process: axon guidance. The record is from RefSeq and is a predicted model, not a curated record. Gene Ontology annotation, molecular function: extracellular matrix structural constituent. The annotation marks the transcript as partial.
GUUUAUUCCCUGCUGUCCUGAAUCUUGCGUCUAAUGCUCUUAUCACAACCAAUGCAACAUGUGGAGAAAAGGGACCUGAAAUGUACUGCAAAUUGGUGGAACAUGUCCCUGGGCAGCCUGUGAGGAAUCCACAGUGUCGAAUCUGCAAUCAAAACAGCAGCAAUCCAAACCAGAGACACCCGAUUACAAAUGCUAUUGAUGGAAAGAACACUUGGUGGCAGAGUCCCAGUAUUAAGAAUGGAAUCGAAUACCAUUACGUGACAAUUACACUGGAUUUACAGCAGGUGUUCCAGAUUGCGUAUGUGAUUGUGAAGGCAGCUAACUCCCCCCGGCCUGGAAACUGGAUUUUGGAACGCUCUCUUGAUGAUGUUGAAUACAAGCCCUGGCAGUAUCAUGCUGUGACAGACACGGAGUGCCUAACCCUUUACAAUAUUUAUCCCCGCACUGGGCCACCGUCAUAUGCCAAAGACGAUGAGGUCAUCUGCACUUCAUUUUACUCCAAGAUACACCCCUUAGAAAAUGGAGAGAUUCACAUCUCUUUAAUCAAUGGGAGACCAAGUGCCGAUGAUCCUUCUCCAGAACUGCUGGAGUUUACCUCUGCUCGCUAUAUUCGCCUGAGAUUUCAGAGGAUCCGCACACUGAAUGCUGACUUGAUGAUGUUUGCUCACAAAGACCCAAGAGAAAUUGACCCCAUUGUCACCAGAAGAUAUUACUACUCGGUCAAGGAUAUUUCAGUUGGAGGGAUGUGCAUCUGCUAUGGUCAUGCCAGGGCUUGUCCACUUGAUCCAGCGACAAAUAAAUCUCGCUGUGAGUGUGAGCAUAACACAUGUGGCGAUAGCUGUGAUCAGUGCUGUCCAGGAUUCCAUCAGAAACCCUGGAGAGCUGGAACUUUUCUAACUAAAACUGAAUGUGAAGCAUGCAAUUGUCAUGGAAAAGCUGAAGAAUGCUAUUAUGAUGAAAAUGUUGCCAGAAGAAGUCUGAGUUUGAAUAUACAUGGAAAGUACAUUGGAGGGGGUGUUUGCAUUAAUUGUACCCAAAAUACUGCUGGUAUAAACUGUGAGACAUGUAUUGAUGGCUUCUUCAGACCCAAAGGGGUAUCUCCAAAUUAUCCAAGGCCAUGCCAGCCAUGUCAUUGCAAUCCAAUUGGUUCCUUAAAUGAAGUCUGUGUCAAGGAUGAGAAACAUGCUCGACGAGGUUUGGCACCUGGAUCCUGUCAUUGCAAAACUGGUUUUGGAGGUGUGAGCUGUGAUCGGUGUGCCAGGGGCUACACUGGCUACCCAGACUGCAAAGCCUGUAACUGCAGUGGCUUAGGGAGCAAAAAUGAGGACCCUUGUUUUGGCCCCUGUAACUGCAAGGAGAAUGUUGAAGGAGGAGACUGUAGUCGUUGCAAAUCCGGCUUCUUCAAUUUGCAAGAGGAUAAUUGGAAAGGCUGCGAUGAGUGUUUCUGUUCAGGUGUUUCAAACAGAUGUCAGAGUUCCUACUGGACCUAUGGCAAAAUACAAGAUAUGAGUGGCUGGUAUCUGACUGACCUUUCUGGCCGCAUUCGAGUGGCUCCCCAGCAGGACGACUCGGACUCACCUCAGCAGAUCAGCAUCAGUAACGCGGAGGCCCGGCAAACCCUGCCGCACAGCCACUACUGGAGCGCACCGGCUCCCUAUCUGGGAAACAAA